Molecule: messenger RNA, 2467 nt
Organism: Chaetomium fimeti
Lineage: Eukaryota; Fungi; Ascomycota; Sordariomycetes; Sordariales; Chaetomiaceae
Product: Gar1/Naf1 RNA binding region-domain-containing protein
Exons: 4
Coding region: 1-1971 (656 amino acids)
Biological process (GO): box H/ACA snoRNP assembly; pseudouridine synthesis; ribosome biogenesis
Cellular component (GO): sno(s)RNA-containing ribonucleoprotein complex
Molecular function (GO): RNA binding
Source: RefSeq, a predicted model, not a curated record
AUGGCGGGGGUACCUUUUCAGAUUCCUGGCCUGGGCGAGGCGAAACCGAACGAGCAACUUCCUGUCGAAAACUUCGCGCCGGAUCUUAUCGCCGCCGCCGCAAGUAUAAUGGAGGAGGAUACGAUCACUGAGGGCGCUACUAACGGGGAUGCGCAGUGGGAGAAAAGGGAGAAAGAAAAGAAGCAAGAAAAGGUGGCGACAGAAAAUAGCACAGCGGCAGACAAGAUGGUUGAUGGCAUGGAACUCGACAUAGGCAAUACCAACACUUCGUCUACAAACCAAGACCCGAAGCAAGAUACCAAGAUGCACGACCAAGAACCGAAGGUCGUGGAAGGUCAGGCGCCCGAUGUCGACAUGAAGACGGACGACGACGCGCCAAGCCCGGAUGUUACGCAUGCCCUGGAGGCUGCGCUUGACGGCAUGAUGUCGCACAUUGCAGAGCCCGACAAGCCGGCUCAGAAUGAGGAUGGGGGCAAUACAGCGCAGCAGCAGAACGCGCCAGAUGCGCCGCAAGAGGGGGGGCAGCCGGAAUGGGAGGCUGAUUCAUCGCCGUAUGAAUCGUCGUCGGAGUCUUCUAGCUCGGAUAGCGACUCGGACGACGAUUCGGAAGACGGCGGUAGCUACCCGCUCCUUGGCAUUGAAGAGACAGCCCGUCUCCUGAUGGCCGCGGAUGGUGAUGGCGAUGGAGAUGGCGACGGGAACGGCAAAUCCAAGGGUACCGGUGCAGCACUCCGGACCAAGAACGAGGUAGUCGAGGCAGUGAUCCCCAAGCCCGAUGUCAACAUUACACCGGAGAUGAGGAUCGAGCGCCUGGGCAAUAUCGAGUUCAUCGUCGAGACCACCGUCGUUAUCAAGUCGCAAACGCCCGGCGAGGUUCAGGUGUUGGAUUCGGGAUCCGUGCUCUGCCGGGAAGACCGAACCGUCAUUGGCGCACUCGCCGAAGUCUUGGGGAAUGUCCGGAGUCCCAUGUACACGGUCGGGUUUUCCACCGAGGAUGACAUCAAAAGCCUCGAGUUGCACGCAAACUACGUCUUUACACAGCCGCUGAAGGAAGCCAGGGGCACCGACGCCAGCAAUCUCCACGACGAGGAGUUGCCUGCCGAGGAAAUGGAGUUCUCUGACGACGAGAAGGAAGCCGAGUACAAGAGAGCGCAAAAGCAGAAGAGGCGGGGAGGCAAGGCGGGCCGCGGCGGGCGGGAGCAGAGCAAUGCGCCUAAUCAUACCCUGUCUCCCCACCCGGCAGCUGGCUCCGGCCUCAACUACGACGAGGACGAGGACGGGCCGUACAAGCCCCUGGCUCGGCCCGCUGGGUAUGGCCAAGGUGGCCCACCGUCUCUUCCCCCCCCGCCUCGUGGCGGCCGUGGCCAUGGUCACCGCGGAGCCCAUCGUGGAGGACGGGGUGAUUUCCGUGGGCGCAAUCAACGUGGCGGUGGCCAUCGGGGUGGCGACCGGAGACACGGCUCACGUGGGAACGGAAGCAAUUCGUAUCAACAGUUCGGCCGGGACGGCGCGGCCUCGCCCCAGACGACCUUCCCCAAUGUCCCGCCGCCUCCCCCCCAAAACCCUCAUUUACCCCCCUCCCCCUUUCGGCGCAAAGCCCCCAACGCCCGCAGGGCAAUGGCCGGCGCCUCAUGUUCCCUAUGUGCCCCCUCCCCCAACUUCAACUUUAACUAUCAGGCCUGGAACCAAAACCAGGGCCAACAGUACCAGUACCCUCAGACGACUACUCACCAUCAGUCACCCCCUCCCCAACAGCCCGCACAUGCAACUGGUUAUACGCAGCCGUUUGUCCCCCCUCAGACUCCGGCAUGGCCGGUACCUGGGGCUACGCCGCAGGCACCUCCCGCGGCGGGUGCAUACAACGCAGCCUUCUUUGGCGGGUAUCAGCAGCCGCAACAACAAGGGCAGCAAGGGCAGCAGUACUGGCCUCAGCAGCCACACGGUGCUUAUGGCCAGGGCCCAAGCCAAUAAUGCCCAGGAGAGACUUCACCCCCAACUCGGUGUGCUUCUCGGGGAUUGGUUCGCGCCGCGAACUUGAAAGUUCCUUUCGGUCGCUGGGCCAUCUUAACCACCCCAAAGCGGCUCAGCAGGCGGCUCAGCGCGCGACGUCACCCCAAUGUACCACACCAACAGAAAUUACAGGGCCGGCGCAACCGGGUUUUCUUGGGCGUUGGGAGGGGUGACGUCGAGCGAUGACGCCAGAACCGUCCUCUGAGAUACACCAUGUACAUUGAUGUAGAGAUGUAUAUGACCUCAAUCCGGCAGAUACAAAUACCGCCCUUAUGGAAAAGAGUUUGGUCUCGGAAGCAGACGGAUAUCCAUGUAUCAUUCACGGAAACAUCACAAAAUCGGCGUCGAAGUCAGGGCUGGGAUGGACAGCGAGUCAGUGAUAGAUUGGGAACGGAGCAAUCGUCAGCAUCAUUGUUCCGAUUCCCUUGAGCUGUCUGUAGUUUAUUCAUCAGAUGUU